GUCUGUUUCUGUGAUUACCUACAAUAAUGGAAGUACAGUACAGUCAGUAUUCCGUCCUCGUCCCGAAUCCUUGAAUCCCAAACCCCAAAGCCCGGAAUCGAGAAUCGAGAAUCGAGCCGAGCCUCGGGAUAUCGGUACAGUAGUAUCAGGUGUAUUGUACUGUAUUAUGUCAUCAGAAUGGAAUGGAAGCGGCGAAGCGCCAAGCAGGACCCCUACCACGGGACGAUCUUUUCGAUCAGGCGUGCUAGCUCCGAUCCCCAGGGUCGUCAAGGGUCCGUCGCGAUCGGACUGCAUACAAAUAAUCGCAGCAACAACACUCACUCACUCACACAACCACCGUACCGCCGCCAGCAUGAGAGACACCCACUCUUUCCUCUCCAGGGCCCUGCUCCUGCUCUUGCUGGUGAGCCUGAACCCGACCGCUCGCUCUCGCUCUCGCUCUCACUCUCACUCCGCACUCUCACUCUCACUCGCACUCGCACUCUCCCUUCUCACACUCUCACACUCUCACACUCGCACACUCCCUGCCUCUCGACCCGCCAACGAUCUAGACUGGUCCCGUAAGGUAAAUUACUGUAGGUGAGGGCGCGGAGGAGACUGCCGUACACAGCGCUCCAUUGGCUGCGAUUCGAAGACUCCGCGAUCGAUCUGGGGACGAAUAUUCGAAGACUGGACGAGACAGACAGACGACGCAGAAGUUGCAGAUUCGACGGUGCAUGCUCGAUCGCCGCAGUGUUUUCACUGCUGCUGCUGCUGCUGCUGCUGCUGUCAAUCUCACAUCCCCUCGCAUUUCGAAUCUGGCCCAACUCCUAUCCUAAACCUUUCUGUCGCCGCGAAUGGCCUGACUUGCCUCGCGCCGGGACUGCCUGCUGCCUGCCUCUGUUGAGUCUGCUUUGUGCUCUCCUGACUUGACGAUCUGACUGCUACGUGUACUGUCGGCAGCCUACUCUUCUCCUCUGCCUGCGUCCGCGUCCUCCCUCCCGCAUCACACCACACUCCCAGGCUCUGUUUUUGUGAAAGUCCCUGAAUCUGCUCCCUUACUUGCGGCCCGAACGAGACUGAUCUGCCAGUCCUUGGAUCUCGAUCCCUCUCGGUUUGAUCAGCCCGUCUAAAGCUCCCAGUCGUCACCGCAUACCUCCGUGUUGGUAUUUGAGACCAGCGUGCUGGCCGUCUGUCAAGGUUCUCACUAUCUGUGGCAUCAUUAUUCUUACGACUUCCCCAGAAGAUACCAAGCAUUUCGAUCAAGGAACCCAACCGAGAAACGCACAACAGCCACACAGGUUCAGACAUACAUCGAGACAUACCGAUAGUAGACUGAUCCGCAACAUAACGUCCACACCCUGUGCUGCAGUAUCAGCUCAUUCGACUCGGGGGCAAUUAUAUUGGAACACAGCCAUUGCAAUGCUUGCAAUACUGACAACGUAAUAACCCUUCUCCUCAGAACACUCGAUGCUCGCAACUUCUGAAGGACCCCGACCUGGGUCGCCGUAUCGACAGCACCCUAGAAGACCUCCGCCACAUCUUUCAGUCAGUCUUCGCCAUGAUGGUCUGAUUCCUGUGGAGAAGGCCGAAGAGGUCCAGGUUGGGACGAAGGGUAGACCUGUUCUUGGUACUUCGAUGAGACAGCCUUCAGAUGAAAGCUACGAUUCAGGAGAGAGCGGAGGAAGAUGGUUCGAUCAAGCCAAUAAGCAUCCUGGGAAGGGUCUUGGUUUCCCUGGUGUGGAAGACGACGAGCCUCCGUAUUUUCUUCCACGAAACACAUCUACCCACUCCAUCGAUGCUCAAAUGGAUAGGUCUAAGUUACACCCUAGCCAUGUUACUUCACAGCCCCAGAGACUACAGUAUUCAGUCAACGGUGGCAGCAGUGUUGGCGAUUACAGGAGCGUCAUCGACGACUUGACGAUUGAAAAUCAAAAAUUGAAACAGGAACUUCGGAAGUUAAAGAAGCCUAACGACACGCCUCAUCUGGAAAAGGACAAGCUAUUUGAGGUCAGGAUUCAUGGAAAACUUUCAGAUCGGAAAAGACGAGAAUUGGAGGAUGUACUUGGAUCUUUUGCUUCAAGUAUCGACGACCCUACCGAGAAGACCUCUUCACAAUCCAAACAAACCAAGGCUACACACUCCUACAGCUCUUUAGGUAAUCCAAAAAAAUCCGCUGCUAAGAACUCAUCUUCUUCAAACACAUCGACCUCUCGACUUCCCGACUCCGCCUAUGCUUCCAUGUCUAAUUCUGGUCCGACUUCUCUGUUCACACCCACGAAUCGCCAUGGCGUCGAAGACAGGAAAGCUAGUCAGCCACCGGUGAGAAGCGAUCAAAACAUACACUCCUUCUUGCACAAUAUUCCGGAAGGCCUCUUACCCAAGCAUUCUCCUGUCAUGACUGAGCGACAAAAAAAGAAGUUUGUGGUACAGCGAUUGGAACAACUUUUUACUGGCAGGAAAGGUGUAGUCGGCGGUGAUCAUAGCCAGCCCUUGCAGCAGCAAGAGGUUUCUGCAUCUGCAGCAAAAGCCGACCAGGCUGCGAAUCAUGGUGUAGCUCCACUGGAAGGUCUCCGCGAGGCACAUAUGCUACCCCACGUGAUGGACUUGGACAAGAACAAAUCAAGAUACUCAGCGAAUCACGCAGGAAAUGAACAGUUUCCGGAACCAUAUAUUUCCGAUGCCUCCGAUGAGGCUUCGCCAAGCGAUUCGCCAGGCCAACGACCAACUCGGCCUUUAGACUUGGAUCCGGAUCGGGCGCAAGUCCCCUCGGACAACGUGGACUAUAUCCGUCACCUGGGACUUUCGACACCCAAAUUCAGCAGUGAAACGUCUUCUGACUCUACGACUGCCGCUGAUGCCGAGGGCUGGAUCUACUUGAACUUGCUGGUUAAUAUGGCUCAAUUGCACAUCGUCAAUGUAACACCAGAUUUCGUUCGAGAAGCCCUGUCAGAUGUCAGUGAGAGAUUCCAAGUGUCUCGAGAUGGCAAAAAGGUGAGAUGGAGAGGAGGUACUCAAGCAACGCGCAUGAGUAGUGAUGAUGGUGCGAGUACUGCGCCAAAUCGAACACCAGAAGACAGUGAUAGCUUAGAUGAGCCUAAUAGAAAGAGAAGGAAGGUCGAUGCCAGGAAAUUUGCACCGGUACCUGUCAAUGCCCCGGACGCAGAACCGAUGAAGGAUAAGCCUCUCCAAUCGUUCCAUUACAAGCCACUUUUUCACCACUCCGAAUCAUCUGGGGGCUUUAUAUCUUCGGACGAAAGCGAAUCUUUAUUUGGCUACAAUGCAAGGACUGAAGCUCUACACGACAGCACUUCAGCUGAUCCGCAGAUGUGGCGAAAGGGUCCGAAUCAACGUUCUGCAAAAGAAAAACAGGAUGCCGGGUUACUUGUCUACUACAAUGGUGCCAGGUUCUGUACAGACCUGUCUGGUGAUCGUAUUCGAGCGUCAACUCCACUACAUAAUUCUGCCGUCGACCAGGAUGGAUAUUAUGACGGUCAACAGGGCGCACUAGGAGGCGCCGCUCGUAAAGAGGCACCAAUGUUCGAAAGAUCACCAUCGGGGUCGCUACUACCUUACAGACCCUUCAAGGACUAUUCGAAAGGUGUCAGCAUUCCUGGACUUGAUGAUCCUCGUCCGACGACGCCAGAUCUUCUCAGUGAUGGGCCAGAUGAUGAUUUUUUCGCAAGUGUUUCAGCUUGCGGCAUAUCCCCGCCAACUCAACAGCAAGCAUUCGAAUCAACUGGCCUUGGUGGCACAAGGCCCGCAGAUCAUUUCAUCAUGAAGGUUCAAACCCGCCGGACCAUGACAGAAAAUCGCCAGUCUUCCAAGGUAUCAAGAUUCACGACUUCAGGCUCUGGACAGAAGAGAUUUGCCCAUAACAUCCCGAGAUCCUCCCUGAAAUUCUUUCUCGAACAAGGCAUCGAGGCGACUAAAACGAGGACUACUUCUAUGACUGGAACAGCCGGAGCAUCGACAGACACUUUUCCAGUCAAGAGCGAAAUCAUCUCUUCGCAUCUAAAACACUUAGAGCCAUCUGAAUUGCCACCUCCAUUGGGCUACCACACGGCCUAUUCCAGCUCGGAUGACGAUUCUGACUCGAGCGAAAGUUCUUCGCAGUCCUCCCACCGUCAGCGGAAGCCGCGGCAACCCCAGGUUUCUAUCACGUCCCCUAAUGAACAUCCGUCUUGGGCACAUCGUUACCCUGACGGCGGUCUUUCAGACGGCGGUCUUUCAGACGGCGACGAGAGUGACGAUUCAGAAGAGGACGACGACGGUAGUAUCGACAUGCUAGCCGAGGCGCGAAAACUGGAUCCAGAGACGGUGGCUGCGAAGGAGAAGGAGUUUGAGAUGGCGAUUGAUGAUAAAGGGACGGAUGCCGCGACGGUGAAUGAGAGUGUCUCACCAGGGUUUAGGGGCUUGAGGGGAGUGUUGAGGAGGAGUACGACGAGUGACGUCCCGACCAGUGCGAUAGUGGAGGAAGACGAUUGAUGGGCUUGCCGGCGGGGUUGCAUUACAAUAUUGACCUGGAGCGGGAAAGCAUAUCUGAGGUGGAAUCGUUAGGUCUGAAAUUUAGCGAGGCGUUACGGCUGCGGUCACGGUCACGGUAUUGGCUUGUGCUGCUUCUGGGUUUGGGAAAAGGGUUUUGCGAUAUAGUAUAUCAUGUCAGACAUAUUUUGGGGACAUGGCGCAAUAUUGAAUAGCAUUUGCAUUGGGAGCGAAGCGAAGCGACGUGCGUUAGGAUGGCGCUUUGGUAUCGAUCGGAGGCUUAUUAGAGCUUGAAUUGCACAAUGUAUUAUUCUACCAACCUAGCUGUAUAUGAUGUGAUGAUGAGAUGAAU
Molecule: messenger RNA, 4816 nt
Organism: Cadophora gregata
Lineage: Eukaryota; Fungi; Ascomycota; Leotiomycetes; Helotiales; Ploettnerulaceae
Exons: 3
Coding region: 1450-4467 (1005 amino acids)
Biological process (GO): circadian rhythm; regulation of DNA-templated transcription
Cellular component (GO): cytoplasm; nucleus
Source: RefSeq, a predicted model, not a curated record